AUGGCUCGAACCAAGCAGACUGCUCGGAAGUCAACGGGUGGGAAAGCGCCCCGCAAUCAGCUGGUCACAAAAGCAGCCAGGAAAAGCGCCCCUUCUACCGGCGGGAUGAAGAAACCUCAUCGCUACAGGCCCGGGACUGUUGCGCUUCGAGAAAUCCGUCGUCACCAGAAAUCCACCGAGCUUCUGAUCCGGAAACUGCCUUUCCAGAGGCUGGUGAGGGAGAUCGCCCAGGAUUUCAAAACUGACUUGCGGUUCCAGAGUGCCGCCAUCGGUGCGCUGCAGGAGGCUAGCGAAGCGUACCUGGUGGGCUUGUUUGAAGAUACUAAUCUGUGUGCCAUCCACGCUAAGAGAGUAACGGUCAUGCCCAGAGACAUCCAGUUGGCUCGCCGGAUACGGGGAGAGAGAGCUUAA
Budorcas taxicolor (takin) is the source of this 411-nucleotide messenger RNA. RefSeq names its product histone H3.3C. Gene Ontology annotation, cellular component: nucleosome. The coding region runs from base 1 to 411 and encodes 136 amino acids. The transcript has a single exon. NCBI's taxonomy places the organism in Eukaryota, Metazoa, Chordata, Mammalia, Artiodactyla, Bovidae. Gene Ontology annotation, molecular function: structural constituent of chromatin; DNA binding; protein heterodimerization activity. The record is from RefSeq and is a predicted model, not a curated record.